CUGGUGAGGUUUGUCCUAGUGCGUGCGCCGUAGUUUGCGUUCCGUGUUUUCGUUCGACUCAGCUGGUCAUCAGAUACCAAGAUAGCACGGUAGCCUAUCCAUUCAGAAGUUCAUACAUGGACGUUACUGUACUAACAAAAUAGCAAACAAUGUCUUCAAACGGUGGCAUGCAGAUCCCGGGUCGCUUACCCCUCCUGCUGACCCAUGAAGGAGUAUUGUUACCUGGGGCCACUAUGCGGAUCAGUGUUGACACGGCCAGGAACAUGCAGCUGGUCCGGAGCAGACUACUGAAGGGGACAUCACUCAAAAGCACAAUCAUUGGCGUCAUCCCAAACACCAAAGACCCCGAGCACGACUCCGAGGAGCUGCCAUCUCUGCACAGCAUCGGCACGGCAGGGCUGGCGGUGCAGGUGGUGGGUAGUAACUGGCCGAAGCCCCACUACACGCUGCUCAUCACGGGCCUGUGCCGCUUCCGAGUGCUGCGGCUGCUUAAGGAGAGGCCGUUCCCCCUCGCAGACACCCAGCAGCUAGACAACCUGGAGCAGCUCAACUCAGCUGAGGGGGAGCUUGCAGAGCUAGGGGAGAGAUUCUACCAAGCUGCUGUACAGCUGGUGGGGAUGUUGGACAUGUCGGUGCCUGUGGUUGCCAAGUUGCGGCGGAUGCUGGACAGUCUUCCCAGGGAGACGUUGCCAGAUGUGCUGGCCUCCAUGAUCCGCACCACCAACAAGGAGAAGCUGCAGGUGCUUGAUGCAAUAGGCCUCGAGGAGCGCUUUAAGAAGACUCUACCGCUGCUCUCCAGACAGAUAGAGGGACUCAAACUACUGCAGAAGACCCGCAAGCCCAGGGCUGAUGACGAGAAGAAGGUGCUAGCAGUGAAGAAGGGGGGCGUGUUCCCGGUGCGGCACUUCUCAUUGGACGAUGAGGCUGAGGAUGAUGAUGGUGAUGACACGGCUCAGCUGGAAAGGAAGGUCAAAGCGGCCAACAUGCCCGAGCCCGCGCUGCGCGUCUGCGUCAAGGAGCUCAAACGGCUGAAGAAGAUGCCUCAGUCCAUGCCAGAGUACGCACUCACACGCAACUACCUGGAGCUGAUGGUGGAGCUGCCCUGGAGCAAGAGCACCACAGACUGCCUGGAUAUCCGCGCGGCUCGCCUGCUGCUGGACAGCGACCACUAUGCCAUGGAGAAGCUGAAGCGGCGCGUGCUGGAGUACCUGGCCGUGCGGCAGCUGAAGCGGGCCCUCAAGGGCCCCAUCCUGUGCUUCGUGGGGCCCCCCGGCGUGGGCAAGACCAGCGUGGGCCGCUCCAUCGCUCGGACCCUCGGGCGCGAGUUCCACCGCAUCGCGCUGGGCGGAGUCUGCGACCAGUCUGACAUCCGAGGACACAGGCGUACGUAUGUGGGCAGUAUGCCGGGGCGUAUCAUUAACGGUCUGAAGACUGUGGGGGUGAAUAACCCCGUCUUCCUGCUGGACGAGGUGGAUAAGCUGGGCAAGAGCCUACAGGGGGACCCUGCCGCCGCCCUGCUGGAGGUCCUGGACCCGGAGCAGAACCACAGCUUCGUGGACCACUACCUGAACGUGGCGUUUGAUCUGUCCCAAGUGCUCUUCAUCGCUACAGCCAACAGCACCGCCACCAUCCCCCCCGCCCUGCUCGACCGCAUGGAGGUACUGCAGGUGCCAGGUUACACCCAGGAGGAGAAGGUGGAGAUCGCUCAUCGUCACCUGAUUCCCCAUCAGCUGGAGCAACACGGCCUGACACCACAACACCUACAGAUACCCCCCCACACAACACAGGACAUCAUCAGCAGGUACACGAGAGAGGCGGGUGUGCGUUCCCUGGAGAGGAAGAUCGGAGCCAUCUGUCGCGCGGUGGCGGUGAAGGUAGCGGAGGGCCACAAGGUGGCCAGGCAGGAGGCCAGGCAGGAGAGCAGCAGCAGCGGCAGUGGAGAAGAAGAAGAAGCCGCACAGCAACAGGAGACACACCAGCACCAGCACCAGCUCCAGGAGGCAGCUCAGCUGGAAGCUGAUGAGCAGGGGGGCGUGUACGAGGCCCAGCACGAGUCUGCGGAGCUCAGUGCCCCCCCUGAGAUGCCCAUCCUCAUCGACCCCCCCGCACUCAAGGACAUCCUCGGACCCCCCCUCUAUGACAUGGAGGUGUCUGAGCGUCUGACGUUGCCAGGCGUGGCGGUGGGCCUGGCGUGGACGCCGCUGGGGGGGGAGAUCAUGUUCGUGGAGGCGAGCCGCAUGGAGGGGGAGGGCCAGCUGACGCUGACGGGACAGCUGGGGGACGUCAUGAAGGAGUCCGCUCACCUGGCCAUCAGCUGGCUACGCAGCAACGCCAAGCUCUACACACUCACCAACCUGUCGGGCCAUGCCGACCCCAUGGAGGGUACAGAUAUCCACCUCCACUUCCCCGCGGGCGCCGUGCUGAAGGACGGCCCCUCCGCCGGCGUAACCAUAGUGACGUGUCUGGCCUCACUCUUCAGCGGGAAGCUGGUGCGCUCAGACGUGGCCAUGACCGGAGAGAUCACACUACGAGGACUCGUGCUGCCUGUGGGCGGGAUUAAAGAUAAGGUUCUGGCGGCCCACAGGGCGGGGCUUAAGCGGGUCAUCUUGCCCAAGCGGAAUGAGAAGGACCUGGAGGAGAUUCCGGCCCACAUCCGGGCCCAGCUCGACUUUGUGCUGGCGGCGAGCGUCGACCAGGUCCUCAACGCGGCCUUCAGCGGGGGGUUCCCCACCAACACCGAUCCCAUGGCACACACACACCUCGCCAGCAAAUUAUAACACACACGCACACACACUUCACCAGCAAGCUAUGACACACACAUACACACACACACCUCGGCAGCAAAUUAUGAGGCACACACACUUCGCCAGCAUACUAUUUCUCACACACACACACACACACACACACACACACACACACACACACACACACACACACACACACACACACACACACACACACACACACACACACACACACUUCUGAGACUCUCUGGCUCACACUCUCAUGACACUGAUGAAAGAGAUGCGCGCACACACACUCACCUCGAUGGACAAUAACAAACAUGGCAACGGAGACCUCGGACACACAGAGCAUAUUCUUGGCGAGAUGUGCAGAUUGUACUACUUGUAGCACUUAUUUGAUGGCCUCGUUAAUUAAAACUAAUGGAGUUGAGAGAAGUCUCCUCAGUUCCCAGUUCUAGUUCAAGCUGAUCCACUUUACUGUUAAAGGGGUAUGCCACUGUUUUGGGGCUUACUACAGUUAAAAUCGUUGGCCAGGGUUUAUAAAGGUGGUAAAGUGUCUUAUUUUUCAUGUUAAGCGUUGUCUUGCUUUAAGACAAGUUAAAAGAGGGAAUAUGUCGCUAAGCUAGUGAAAUUCAAUGGAUCCAUGUAAACCCCAGCCAACGAUUUUAACUGUAUUAAGCCCCAAAAUAGUGGCAUACCCCUUUAACAGUAGCAGUACAGUAGUGAAGGCAAUUGGGGAGGCUAUUCCUAAUGAACUAGCCAGACAGAUAUGAGGCACACGUGCACACACACCCCUUGCCAGACAGACAUCUGGGUCAUUUAACUCAAUUAGCUGAAUGAGUUACAAAGUGAUUCAGACUGAGCCGAGGUGAUUCAGAUUUAGAUGUGGUCUAGGUAGCACCCUCAAGUCGUCUGAGAGAGCAGACAAGGGAAUGUCAUAACAGUUAGGCCUUGAGGUAGAGAUGACAUGAAUUUCCCACUGGCAAGUAUCCAUGUUGCUAACUGGCUAGCAACUACGGUUUCAAUAAACCUAACCCAGUGUUCCUUAAGUGUGCCUUUACUAACAUUGUCUGGGAAAUGAAGGGGGAGCAGUGUUGUCUGCCGUCUGCUCCAAGUCUGGUUGGUGCUUUGACCUAGUACAUAAUAAGACCAAAUAAAGAUUAAUUUAGAUUUG
Molecule: messenger RNA, 3918 nt
Organism: Engraulis encrasicolus (European anchovy)
Lineage: Eukaryota; Metazoa; Chordata; Actinopteri; Clupeiformes; Engraulidae
Gene: lonp2
Product: lon peptidase 2, peroxisomal
Exons: 15
Coding region: 150-2777 (875 amino acids)
Biological process (GO): protein catabolic process; protein quality control for misfolded or incompletely synthesized proteins; protein processing
Cellular component (GO): peroxisomal matrix
Molecular function (GO): ATP binding; ATP hydrolysis activity; ATP-dependent peptidase activity
Source: RefSeq, a predicted model, not a curated record